AUAAAUGAUAAGAGCUGUUGAAUCUCCUCAGAAGAACUUUGGGAGUCGGAUAGCUCAGCAUGUACAGAAUCAUUCUGGUUACGUGUCUGGUAGGCCUUAGCUUGUCAAGGCCCAGCCAGGACAAGCCGCCGAAGCAUGAGACAGCCUUGACCAUCGAUGAAUCGAUCAUGAAAUCACUCAAUGCAAAGGGCAUCCGGCCAUCAGGUAUCAUGGUGGACCAGCAGACAGGCCACAUGAUCACAGAACUCGACAUGGUCACCACGCCAGAGCAGUAUGAGAUGCUUCAUGGAAUUGAAGACAACGCCAGCGGUAAAAGCAAGCGUAAAGCUUACGGUGGCGCCAUCUAUAGGUGGACAGAUAAGACAAUCCCAUAUGAAUUCAACCAUGCCGAAUACGAGGAUUACCAGGAGACAGAAAUCAAGGAGGCCAUGGAUGUCUACAUGAAAGAGACCUGCCUGGUGUUUCGGCCGGCAACAUCCAAGGAUGUCAACAAGAUCUACUUCCAGAAUGGAGGGGGCGGAUGCAACUCCCAGUUAGGUAUGGUCAAUGGAUCACAGGCGGUAAACCUGGACAAUAAUGGAUGCAGAUUCAUGGGUCUAUAUUUCCACGAGAUCGGCCAUGCCAUCGGCCUGGUCCACGAGCACCAACUCCCUGACCGCGGUGAUUAUGUGACCGUUCUCUGGUCGAACGUAGAUCCCCCGAUGAAGAGUGCCUUCUUCAAAUAUUCUGAGUCACUGCUAGACAGGUUCGAGAUCCCCUAUGAUAUCACGUCGAUUAUGCACUAUGGGAUCAAUGCGUUUGGAAAGCUUGGUGCUCAGACCAUCAAGCCACACGACUACGCCCUAGAAACCCGCGUCGGACGUGUCUUCUGGAAAAUGAUGUCUUUCUCCGAUGUCAAAAUUGUCAACAAGAUGUACAACUGCGAUGAAAAGUGUGGUAAUGUCCAGUGCCCGAAGGAGGGUUUCGUCAACAAGGAAUGCAAAUGCGUCACACCAAAAUCAUACUACGAAAGCCACUGCUACAACGUACAGCCAGAGGACAAGUGUCUUGAGUGGGCUGUCCAAGGAGAGUGCCAAGCAAAUGCUGCAUGGAUGGGCUACAACUGCAGAAAGGCAUGUGAUGAAUGCCCCAAAUAUGGUGUCGCCAAGAAGCCAAACUCAGAUAAAUGCCACGACCUGUACUAUGAUGAUGCUCAGUGCAAGGCAUGGGCUGGCAAGGGCUAUUGCGACAAGUACGAGUCCUUCAUGAAAAGACAGUGUACGAAGACUUGUGGAGCAUGUGGAAAGUUUGGCAAAUGCAGUAACACUAACUGGCGCGAUGCAGACUGUGAUUUCUGGGCCAAGGGAGGAGAAUGCCAAAAUAACCCAGUCUGGAUGAAGCUGCAGUGUGCCGAUUCCUGCGACUCUUGCGGCUACAGGGAGCCAGGUGCAUGCGAAAACAUUGACGACGACGCUAAAUGCGAGAAGGCAGCCUUCAAUAACGAGUGUGAUGACAUCAGGAACAUCGAAAGGGCCGUUUACAUGCAAAAGAACUGUGCCAAGGCGUGUUCUUCUUGCAAUUUCAACAAAGGAAAUUGUAAGAAUUCGGGUGGAAGUGACGAUGAAUGUGAAAAGCUUGCCGCUCAAGGCGAUUGCGAUGCUAAUCCUAGCGUGGUCAAGAGGAAGUGUCAGAAAGCUUGCAACUCCUGCGACUUCGGCAUUAAAGGCAACUGCAAGAAUCCUUUGGGCGAUGACGCCAAGUGUGAAAACUGGCACGAUAUCGGUGAAUGUGAGGGUAACCCGGGCUGGAUGAAGUACAACUGUGCCAGAGACUGCAAUAGCUGCGAGUGGUUAGACCCAAAUGCUUGCUACAACAAAUAUGGUGUGGACAAGGACUGCGACAAAUGGGAAAAGGAAGGAGAGUGUCAGAAUAACCCGUCAUGGAUGAAGGAUAACUGUGCCAAGGCAUGCGGAAUCUGUGGGGAUGGUGAAAAUCAGCUGACUACCAAGACGCCAGUGGUCCCAACUAAACCAUCAACUGGUGGGGGUGGAGGUGCUUGUACCAAUGACCAUGAGAACUGUGAGGUCUGGGCUCAGGGUACUGGAUGCAAGGAUGGUGCAGGCUACAUGGAUAUCCAUUGCAGAAAGGCCUGUGGUCUUUGUUCUGAUGGUGGAGAGGAACCCAUAAACGCAAAAUGCGUCAACAAGCAUAGCAACUGUCAGAUGUGGGCAGAAACUGGCCAAUGCGAGAGUGGUGCCGAUUACAUGCUCAAUAACUGCUUCAAGGCAUGCAGGCCUGAUGAGUGCGGUGAAGGAAAUACUGGCACUGGCAUUGGCACUGGUGGUGGCAACUGCGUUGACGAGGAAAAGGACUGUGCUGAAUGGCACUCAUGGGGCCACUGCGAAACCAACUCCAGCGUCAAGAAAGCCUGCCCCAAAUCCUGUGGGGUGUGCUAAGCAACGCUCAAACUGACUCCCUUUCGAUGUAACUGUUUUGAAUAAACACACGUAACGUUAA
Messenger RNA from Lineus longissimus, 2496 nucleotides. RefSeq names its product zinc metalloproteinase nas-14-like. Bases 60 to 2435 code for a protein of 791 amino acids. The record is from RefSeq and is a predicted model, not a curated record. The transcript has 19 exons. NCBI's taxonomy places the organism in Eukaryota, Metazoa, Nemertea, Pilidiophora, Heteronemertea, Lineidae. Gene Ontology annotation, molecular function: zinc ion binding; metalloendopeptidase activity. Gene Ontology annotation, biological process: proteolysis.